CUCCCUAUGCCCUCGAUGGCUCCACAUUGCCCCCUGCUUCACCGCACUCGAGUCGGACACACUCCACUCGCUGUGUUCCCCGCCACCCGGUUUUCCCGGCUCGACCUUUCCAGUGGCAGUAAUGGGUAACUCCGAGUCAGGCGAGGGCAUCUUCUCCAGCAGCAGCCAUCUUACCAGCAAUCGCCUCGCCUCCUUUAGCAUCCGAGCAAGCAGCAGCCACCAAUAUUAUCAGAGAAACCAGCGCGUCGAAACGAAUCCCUUUUCCUCGUUUCCUGUGCUGCUCUGUCCGUCAAUUCGUCUAAGUUUCUCGCAGAGCUUCUAUCCAGAGAUGGCAACAACAGCGGCGGGGUCUUCGGCUGCAGUCACUCGGACACUUCCCACCUCUACCGGCGCCGCAUGAGAUGUGCACCAAGAGCUGUCCGACUCUUCGUUUGCGUAUGGAGAGCACUCCGCCAUUUGUCCGUGUGUGUGUGCGCGCGCGUAUGUGUGAGUAUGUGUGUAUGUGUCUGUGUGUGUCUGACUGUCUGCCCGUCUGCUUCUCUGUCUAUAACUGGCUGUAUUUUCGUUGCCUGUCCCUCGGCCGUGGUCGAGCGGCCUGCCGGUCUACGGGUUCUGUCUUUGUGGAUGUCAUGCUAUCCCAUACGGUGUGCGUAUGUGCGAGACUUCCCUGUGUCGUCCACGGCCGAGCGCGACGAGUGCGCUCGCCGGGUGCCGCGCGCUCCUGCCACGACCAUUUCGAUGAUCAGCGGCAGCUGUGGCAGCACCGCCACCGCUUCUCCGCUACCAGCAGCAACGCAGCGCACUUUCAUCACAGCCAUGACAAGCAGACCAUCGGUGGUUGUUUGCUUCAUAGACUCAUACCGUCGGCCAUCGCCGUUGCUGAUCACUAGCCGGGUAUCGAGCGGCGGGCCCGCCUCCCCGAGGGGCGUUACCGUCCCCGCGCCACCGCCGCUCGCAGCGCUCCUGGCGGCCGUCGUGCCAACUAUUCGUGGGCAGCGAUAGUAGCAGACCAGGCGCCGGGCGGUGGAAGCCGCCGGGGAACAGCACAACAUGGGACAGUGCCUUCGCUGAGCCGCGUCAGUGCGAAGUGGCCACAUAUGAAAACAAAUAACACCGCAGAAUAGAUCACCUACGAACACUCAUACGACUGCUAGCCGACUAGUACGGUUAUUGCGACCAAUAUUUUCAAACUGUAGAUUUGAAGAGGAGCGAACUAGAAAAGCCGGCGGCGAGAAGAUAACACAGCCACGACGGAUGGACAACGCGGACCACUAGUACAACUAGCAACUUAAUAGCACAGCAAGGAACAUCAACAUUAUGGCGAUAAAGACAACAGGAAAGGACGAUGACGCUUAGUUAAAGUAGGACCCACAAUUGAGCUGCUGGAAACUUACUAACCAACGAAAUCCUGCUUGUGUCGACUAGCGAGGCCUGACACUUAGUGAGGAAGAGACCUGAGGAGGAUUAGCCCGCUAACCCGCAGCCUCUUGAAUAAAAGAACUUCUAAAAAAGCUCAUUGCAACGCUACGAUUACGGGAGUCUGACUUCGCUUCUGUUUUUUCCAUGUGUCUUUCUGUUUGUGUAGGCUUCGUGAGGGCCGCUGCCGAAUGGUGGACUUCAACUGAAGCGUGAGUGCGCGAAAUGCCGCGUGGUAUAGUUUCGACCAACAGUUUGCCGAAUAUAAGGCAAGUGUAGUUGAGUUUGUAUUAGUUCAAAGCAGAAAAAAAGUAAGCCAUGGUGCGCUACUUAAGAAAAACUGACGUGAGUGUAGGAACAAUAUGAACUGUGCGGCAAGUCGAAAUCGCCAAAGUGGUAAAUUGGCAAAAAGGAACGUCAGCAAAAAGGAGAACGGCACAAAGACAAUAGGAGCUCAGUAACUUCCUUUCGAGGUCUUGCAUUUUAACAGGUGGAGGUCAUACUUCAUAUUUUCAAGUGUUGCUCUGAGUUUUUGCUUCGAAGCUGCAAACGAAAACGAGGCGAAGUGCACGGAAAGAGAGUGGGAAAAAAAUACAGUUGGCUACCGUAAGGUAAGGCCGUUUGUACCCGUUUGGAGCUCUCCUGGACACCGGGGGGGUCACGCAGGCUAUUCAUGUACGUGAGGUAAUUAUCAUUGUCGAACUGACGAAUAAGGCAACGCGGUACAGAAUAAGCUUGGAUCAACUCUAGCACGGCGGUGUACCAGGAACCUAAGUGGCGGCGCUAAGCGAGUUUAUUAGGGAACGAAUCUGUGAAGAGCCCAAGUCUAGGGUACGUAUAUGUACAUAUCUAUAGAAAAACAAAGGUUUUUAGUAAUAGAUUGAGCCUGGCCAGUUAGCAACUAGAAGCUGUGCGGCAGGCGAAGAAGUUAUCUAGAGAGUAGCCUACAGCCAACGGCUCAACUUGAAUUCAAUGAACAAGUUGCUAACUUGUCGCCCGACACCGCUCGCCAUCUUCGUCAUUUUUUUUUUCCAUUAAUGUGAACUGGAUUACUACGGUGUAGCGUACGUUACUCAAACAAACUGCGGUAGUGAGUGGCAAGUGAUUGUAAGGAAAGAAUUACAUGACACAGUGAGUGAUCGGGUUCAGGGCUGAGUUCGCGCUGGGUGCGGUGAGUGGCCUAUCAGUCAGGCAGUAAUCAGGCUAAGCGGAAAUUGCCGUUGUGGGGGUGGUGUUGGUGAUGUGACAGGGGUCUGGCGUCCUGGCAUGAGCCUGGAAGACGCAAAGGGGCCGCGUACCGCCGGCCAGGAGAGCUCAGCGUUCAGAGACAACAGCGCGACAAGUUCAGCGCCAAACAACUGUAGCAGAAUUAGUCGCAGCAGCAACAACAGCAGCAGCUCGAAGAAGCGCGAACCUCAGUUCGGCUAUAACCCGUUUCGAGCGAAAGGAUAAACCUAAAAGUUGGAAGGUACGUGGCACGCCGCUACUCUCAACGACGUGAUGGAGGCCGAAAUCAAGCCUAUUGACUUCGACUUCAAACAGGAGCAUCCACGGCUAGGAGGGACACCUUUGGCGAUGCUGGCCGCUCAGUGCAACAAACUGGCCUCAAAGAGCCCCCCACCACUGGCAGACGCUGCCGUGGGUAAAGGCUUUCACCCGUGGAAGAAAACGCCUGGAAUCGCUCCCGCACCACUCACCUCUGCUGCCACUUUACUGGGGCAACCGGCCCCUGCAUCUCCACCGAAUUCACUGCCGUCGCAGAGUCCGCUAUCUACGCCGCCUGGACGUUCACCUGGUGGAACUCACACACCAACGAGCGGUUACAGCAUGCCAUCCGCAGCCCCGGGUCGGCCUGAUUCACAAGGUGGGGGUGGUGGUGGCGGCGGCGGAAUUCUCACUGCGGGGCAAACCCAAGUUCCGUCUUCUUAUUCUGAUAGCCUGUUCUAUCCUGCACAGAGCGUGGCCAGCAGCGUUGUGUCUAGUCAUCAUUCGCAUGGCACCGGUCAGGACAGCCAUCAUACCGGGCAUCCAUCACAUCCAGCCAGCCAACUAUAUGGCCGUUCGGCCUACGAAUCGUGGCCCUUCCACGUGGGUCAGACACAGGUCAAGAGCGAGGUUCCUACUCCCGCGACGACGCCGGCCAGCGCUACCGCCCCGUGGUGGGACAUGCACGCUGCGUCUUCCUGGGGCGGCCUUGACAUGGGCGUAUCCGCAUCAAGUAUGGGUGGGAUGGCGCCACAGCUCCCGACGAGUUACCCUCAAUCCGACUACGGCUCGCCUUUCGGUACGACUUUGGCGACCGCUGCGCCCGGCCUUCUGGCAUCGUCAGCCGCCAGUAACCAGCUCCUGCAAGACACGUACAAGACUAUGCUGGGUUCGCCAGGAGGCCCCGCCGCUCUCGGCUCGACCUCAUCAGUGUCCACUGGCAGUGGCACGAGCGGCUCUUCGUUUCUAUCCUCGCAGUCGACGGGCGUGACGUCUUUGGCCAGUGUACCGUCCCCGCGGUCCCAGCGAAGGUACACUGGAAGGGCGACGUGUGACUGUCCCAACUGCCAGGAGGCGGAGAGACUUGGCCCCGCUGGCGCCCACCUUCGAAAAAAGAAUAUCCAUUCGUGUCAUAUCCCCGGCUGUGGGAAGGUGUACGGCAAGACCUCGCAUUUGCGGGCCCACCUCAGAUGGCACACUGGCGAGCGUCCUUUUGUGUGCAACUGGUUGUUCUGUGGUAAGCGUUUCACUCGUAGCGACGAGCUUCAACGACAUCUAAGAACACAUACUGGCGAGAAAAGGUUCGCAUGCCCUGUGUGCAACAAGAGGUUCAUGAGGUCCGACCACCUGUCUAAGCACGUCAAAACCCACAACGGCGGCAACUCCGAGAAGAAGGGUUCGUCAUCAGGUUCGUGCUCCGACUCCGAGAAUUCGCAGUCUGAGCCGCAAUCGCAGGGCGGCCUAUUGGGUAACGCGUCACCAACUCCGACGCCAACGGCCGCGCAUGGCCUAGGCACCGGACACCAGCUGAUGGCAUCGCCGCCCCUGGGGGCAAUUAGCCCGAUGAGUCCGGCCCUUAGCCCCCUGGCACUGCCAGGGCACCAUCACUCGGAGCCGCCGCCGCCCCCCCAUCCCCAUCUGCUCAUGGCGGCACCCGAUCAUUUUGCGCCGCACAUGCGGAAAUAGUCGAUAGGCAACGGCUUACGAAUGUAAACGCUAAAAAGAAAGUAAAUAUAUAAUGAGGAGCGUGAUAAAUGCCACAGUGAGUCGAUCAAUCAGGGGAUCGAAUUCAUUCAUGGAAUUGAUCGACCACGAAAACAACGACGUGUUCCAACAAUAAACAACUCGUACCAUCACCAUCACUAUGGCUGCUACUAGAACGAAUCGCUAAAGCUUGUUGUUGUUGACCACCAUUGCUAGCUACUAGCUGCAUGUAUAUUAUCUAGCUGGAUCGAAUCGGGAGAAAUAUAUCUUGGGGAGGUUUUCGGGGCAUGUGUGGGAUCAGCAAGACGUGAACAGUCCGGACCCACUGUGGGCCCCCGCUGCGAGUCCGGCACCGCGCAGACCAGCGACCCCUUCUGGGAAUAUUACAGGACGGAACGACGAUCUUUUAGCAGACGACGACCACAACAACAACUAUUUCGUCAAGUGAAAUAAAGCGGAAAGAAAAUAUCUGCUGCCCG
Molecule: messenger RNA, 5084 nt
Organism: Varroa destructor (honeybee mite)
Lineage: Eukaryota; Metazoa; Arthropoda; Arachnida; Mesostigmata; Varroidae
Product: transcription factor Sp9-like
Biological process (GO): regulation of transcription by RNA polymerase II
Molecular function (GO): DNA-binding transcription factor activity, RNA polymerase II-specific; RNA polymerase II cis-regulatory region sequence-specific DNA binding
Source: RefSeq, a predicted model, not a curated record